GUGUUUCUGGCUGAUGUCACUUUCCACGAUCACGUGACCUGCAGUGAGUCACGUGAUCGGCGCUCCAUUCUCGCCAUUUUGAGUCCAGAGUGAAGCACUUUUACACCCCAGGAAUAAAAGCAAGCGCAUCACGGGCACCGAGGCCAAAGAGCAGACACAAUUGCCGCAUCAGAAUGGAGGACAGCAGUGGUGUUGCUGUCCUAGUGCCUCACUCUAGAGGCCAGCAGGAUACAGUCUUCAUUCCCGACAGACGUCUUCAUAGUGGCGAGGACCAGCAACGGCAGCAGCAAAAGCAGGCUGCGGACUCUCUUAUUCAGGUCAUUGAGAAGCUCAGCAAGAUUGUGGAGAAGAGGCCCAGAAGGUGCACCGUCUCUGGGAAAAAGAGACCCAUGACAACCUGUGCAUCUGUACCAGUUCCAGACAGCAGGAACUGCACUGAAGGGGCCACACCUUGUAAGAGACUUAGAGAACAAAGGGAAAAGCACCCAGUACCCAGCAGCACGCAAUUGUUCGAACGGGAGCCUUCGAGUCAAGGCACUCGGACAGUUACGUGUUACCAGUGCAGUAUGUGUAGAUUUAUCUCACCUACAUUGGAGCUGUUGAAAGAGCAUCUGCUGCAGCAUGAUGAGCAGCACAGUGACCUCAUCCUAAUGUGCUCAGAAUGCCAGUUCACUUCGAACCAUCAAGAGGAGCUGGUGGCACAUGUGAGACUCCACCUGGAGGAGGGCGACCAUGCUAGACGCAUCCUAGAUGAGCAAGGCACAGCUUUGGCAAGGAGCAUUCACCAAGGGAUGGCAGUUUUAAAGGCAGGCAACUUGGAAUCAGAGAACACGUCUACGCCGAAGAAGUGGUACAGCUUUGAGCAGAGUAGGUACCGUUGUCUUAUCUGCAACUAUGAAUGCAGACAGCAGCGCAAUUUGAAGACCCAUGCAUGGAAACACGCUGGCCUGGUUGACUGCUCAUACCCAAUAUUUGAAGAUGAGACAGACUGCCCUGAAAUUUUACAAAGCUCCAGUCCACCUUCAGCUUCAGCAGGUAAAGAGGAUACCAUUGUAGUUCUCGCAGCAGUUGGAGGAAAACCUCAGACGAUGCAUGGCGCCUCCAGCCUCCAGCUAGAGCUGUGUAACUCACCAGAAGUGAAGGGUCAUGGGGAGACGGCAGCUUUGAAAACAGUGGAGAGCAAAAUGCCUGUGAUUAGCCACAUCUUUUCUAUUAAAGACCCAGAGGAGCCCUUAGUGGAGGUCCAGGUGACACCAGAGGCACAAAUGGAGCUGGAGUUGGAAACUGAGAGUCAACAGGCAAGCUCCGACAGCCUCCUGUCCUCUGCGCAGAAGAUUAUCAACUGCAGCGGCAACAGUGCCGGCCAUGUCAAUGUCAUUGUGGAACGCCUUCCCUGUGCCGAGGAACCGGUGUCAAGCAAACCUCUGCUCCUCAGCCCAGAAGUAGGAGGAGACAAAACCCUUCUUGCCUCUGAGGAGCCAGAGUUAGAGAGCCAGCACCACCCCGUAUACUACAAACAAAAGGAGGAGGUUGUGAUCGGCUGGAAUGGAGACGAUCAACAAGAGGAGGAGGAGGCGGUGUCUUCGGGAUCUCCCUCAGAUGAAAACGUGCCACCAGUUCGGAGAAGAACUUACUCAGAGUCCCUUCGGCUGCAUUCUUUGGCAGCCGAGGUACUGGUGGCCAUGCCCAUGAGAGCCCCGGAGCUUAGCAAAACCACUGCGAAAGGUAUCCAUGACCUGAGUACGCAAAUCCCUGACACAGGCCAGAAAAUGAUAGAGAUUUCUGACGCUGCCAACCCUAAGGUGUCCUCAGGAGAGUUCACCGGUGCCAUUGGAGAGCCAGCUGAUCUAGUUAACCUCGGACUCCAGAGUUCAAAAGAUUCUCGAGAUGUGCUGGUCGAGGGACCCUCCAAAGCUGGCAUCAGCAUGUCCCUUUUGACUGUCAUCGAGCGACUGCAAGAGCGUUCUGACCAAAACACUUCAGAUGAGGACAUUCUGAAGGAGUUGCAGGACAACGCCCAAAGCCAACAUGCUGGUGGGGUUCCAGGGAGUGUUGCUGUGCCUGCUGAAGUUUCCUCCACAGACGGUCUGGUGGAAUAUAUAGGCGGGAGCGAGAGGCCCUACCGCUGUCGGCUGUGCCUGUACAGCAGCGGAAACAAGGGCUACAUCAAGCAACACCUACGUGUGCAUAGACAGAGAGAGCCCUACCAAUGCCCCAUCUGUGAACUUAUAGCCUGUGACAGCAAGGACCUGGAGCGUCACAUGAUCCACCACUUCAAGCCCCGCAUGUACAGCUGCAAACAGUGCACAGAGAGGUUCUACUACAAGAGUCAGCUGAGGAACCACGAGAGAGAUGGGCAUGGUAUAGAUGACAUCAGCAACACACUGACCAAUGCCGCUGAAAGCACAGCAAUCGUUGAAGAGUCAACCAGGAUGACAGAUGAGCAUUCGGUCGGUGAGCAGAGUGUUUUCAAAUGCGAUGUGUGCGACUACACCAGCUCCACGUAUGUUGGGGUGCGCAACCAUCGGCGAAUCCACAACUCUGAUAAACCAUACAGGUGCUGCAGCUGUGAUUUUGCCACAACUAAUAUGAAUAGCCUGAAGAGCCACAUGAAGAGACAUCCACAGGAACACCAAGCCAUGCAGCUGCUGGAGCAGUACAGGUGCUCGCUGUGUGGUUAUGUGUGCAGCCACCCUCCAUCUCUCAAAUCCCACAUGUGGAAACAUGCUGGAGAUCAGAAUUACAACUAUGAGCAAGUCAACAAGGCCAUCAAUGAAGCCAUUUCUCAGAGUAGCCGAUCUCCUACGACGCCUCUGAAGUCAACACAUGAGACUGGGAUGGAGCGUCCAUAUAUUGUCUUGACAAGAAAAGACAAACAGUCAUCUGAGGUGGCUUCUGCUUCAGGUGAACAAGAAGGCAACCCCAUUAGGCCAUCAUCCACCAGAGAACAGGCCGGCGGGGCUGUAGCGUGGCGGAGCGGUUCGGGGCAGACGCGAGCAGGUAUGGAAUACUGUGUGCUGCUCUUUUGCUGCUGUAUCUGUGGCUUUGAGUCCACCAGUAAAGAGCAGCUGAUGGAGCACAUGAAGCAGCAUGAGGGAGAUCUGAUCAGCAUCAUACUGAGCAAGGAGCAGCAGGGAAUUCAGCCCACAGAGACCAGCAGCAGCCAGUGAAACGCACGCAUUCAUACAUGCUGUUCUUGCAUCAUUUCUGCUUGGAUAAUCAACAUGAACAAUUUCAAAACCUUUUGUUUUCUAUCAGUCUACCUUUUGUAUUGAUGUCACAGUUAGAUUCCGUUACUGUUAUUGACCAUGAACGUGUGAUUUCAGCGAAGUGCAGUCAAAUAGGUAACAAAUGAAAUGCAAUUUAGUUCAGCAGAAGAAAGAGUAACUUUUGUUGUGAAUUAUGCAAAUGAUGAAUUUCAAAAGCAUUGUAUACCUCAUCUGUUCAGAACAUACAUCAUAGAGUCCACAUAUUAUAAAAAAGGGGCAGCUUUUCUUGUUCACUGUAAUAUUAUUUAUAUCUAUAUUUCUUAUGUGCGUUUACCUUUAAGGAGGCACUUGCUGUGCCAUAUUUGAGGUGUAGAGAGACAGAUUUCUUUCUUGCUGUCUGUGUGUCAGUGUUUGCAUUGAUAUUUAUCAAACUAAUUUAUUUUAUAUGCAUGUUCCCCUCCGUUAUGUUCAUACAAAUUAGAAAAUUUGUUUCUAGUUAUCGUCUCAUUUUUUGGUGCUAUUGGUCUUGCGCUCAGAAAUGAGCGAAAGAAGUCAUCAUUGGGAAUGUAUCUUAAAUUUGUAUAUAAACAUUAUAUAAUGAAUUUAAAUGUUCUCAUUGAAACAGCACAAAUGUAAAAUUGGCCCCAUUUAAUUAACUAUUAACUGAAACAUGCAGCAGGAAAAACUACAAAUAGAUAUAUGUAUAUAAUAUUAUUAUUAUUAUUAUUAUUAUUACACAUAUUAAAAUCCAUAUUAAGCUAUUACAAAUUUAAAAUGCCAAAACUUGAAGACGUGUCUCACUUUUAAAUAUCCUUCCAUUUUUUUUAUGAGUAGGUUUUUUUUGUUUUUGUUUUCUGCUGCUGUGAUGGUAAAAAAAAAAAGAAAAAAAAGAAAAAGAAAAAAGCUACAAUUUAUAACUUGGUCAUGGGUUUAAAAUGAGAUUUAUCCAGAAAAAAAGUAGUAGUAGGUUAUUGGGUUGUCACAAUAGCAGCGAUAGUAUCACGAUACCAAGUAUCUAUUAUAGUGUGGAUCCGUCAUUAUUGCAGGGGCUGUUCUGUUGUGUUAAUUAUUUACAUUUCACACAAAAAAAGGUUGUUUAUAUUGUUUAUUAUUCUUAUUAAUACUGUAAUAUAAUUAUAGUAUUAUAUAGUUUUGAAUUUUGAAUUUUUUCAUUUUCAUGCAGCAUUACAGUGCAGUUUUCACAGAAACUCAUAAAGCCAAAGCUUAAAUUUUGAAGUUUACUUUAAAAUUAUAUCAUCAGUUAUGAAUAUGAGAAUUACAAAUGAGCCCGAAAACUCUACGUUCAUACUGUGACCAGCAUCACAUUCAAGUGUGAAGUGGUUACGGUCCUGAACUGACCUGCAUGCGCAAAAGUACAAUAACAAAGAAGCAUUUACGCGUUCAUUUAUAAGGUGAUGUUCCACGGAAGCCAGCGAAUUUGUGUGCAAGCGAUAAGGAGGACGCAGAUGAGGAGAAAGACCGCAACUUUUUUCUUAUACAGUUUUUUCCUCAAGUUUUCGACUGUCACCAUAAUUCUUAUGAGUAUAACAGCUCAACGUCUCUCCACUGACUAACUUCACUUCCCUCUUCCAUAUUCACCAAGGACUACCAUUAUGUAAAACAUUUGGAGUCCCAUAAGCACAGAAUUGUGAUGAAUGUUGAUCUAGAGUGACAUAAAAGGCGCAUUAUGUCCAAUGUGGCUGUUCAGACUGAAGUCGCAUUGCAAAACAUCAAACCUGUAUCUGAUUUAGGACCAUAUAUGGAAGUGGACCAAAUCAGAAUCGAAAAGAUCAGAUUCCAUGUGAUUUGUGCUGUUCACAUUGUUAUGAAUGAAACAGAUCCAAGUCACAUAUGAGCAAAACGAAUUUGAGCCAGUUUUGCCUGUGGUUUGAAUGUAGCCUAAAGUCCACCAAACUCAUCACAAGGUGCUCGUGCGGAUUGCUUUCACGUUGUUUUUUUUGGCAUAUUGAUGCUUCAGAAGGACGUUUUUGGCCAUUAAAUAUCUGUGUUUUUGCUUUAUAAUACACUGUCAAAUUAAGAGUAAUUCAUCUUUUAAUUCACGUGUUGAUUCAUUCUGAUGCUCUUCGUCCAGUGUCCUGUGUGAAUGUUACUUUAAGCACUGGAUUACAAUACAUGCCAAUGCAAUGCUGAAAAUGAGCCAUGGGUGCCGCUCCACAACUGAGUUCGGCUUAAGUGCAUCACAGUACUGUUUAUGAUAUACUGGAACGCCGCCGGUAUUUUGAGGCUUGGGCAUCGUGAUACUACCUUAGCACCGGUAUACUAUGCAACCCUAGUAGUUGAGAUUUUGCUUUAUCACUACCUCAGAUGUGCUACUUUUUGUCCCCUGCUCUGUUGACCUUGGCUUUUGAUCUUAAGGUCCCUCAGUCUGAUUUUAUAUGCAGCAUAUUUUCCAAGGAAUGAUUUGCAUACACUUAAUGUUUGUAUGUCAACAGUUUAAAAUGCAAAAUUAGCAUGAUUUAAAGGGCAUCCAUAAUUCAUGCAGGCUCCACACUGCCCAGAGAAAUUAACUCUUAGGAAUUGAAUAAUAGGAAUUUACAUACACGAUUAUUAUGUUCUGAACUUAAUGUACUAAUUUACAAUUCAAACUGCAAGUGUCACAGAAAUAGUAACAUGGUCUGCAUAUAAAUCAUGUUACCAUAUGCAUCAUAAUGAGAAUGGAUAGGAAACAUUUACCAGUAUUGAAACUGCUUUCUCACUUUAAUUCAGUGUUUUGCCACAUAAACAGCUGUUGGGUGUUUGUUGUUUAUGUGCGUAAUGAACACUUGCUUUCCAAGUAAUGAUAUCAAAGAGAGACUGAGCUUCAUAGUAGGGCUGCUCGAUAAUGGCAAAAGUCAUAAUCACGAUUAUUUUGGUCAGUAUUUUAAAUCACGAUUAUUUAACGCUAUUAUUGGUCGGUGAUAUGAUCAAAGUCUUAUUUCAUGAUAUGAAUCAUUUUAAAUGUCAGUGAAAUUUCUCAAUUAUCGAUACUUCAUCAGAAACUAAUACUAGGUUAAUUAUUAUAAGUAAAAAGUCCUCAAAACGGUUACAGAAGUCAAGUAAACAGUCAGCAAUAAAAAUAAGAACAAAGAAACUAAUUACAAACAAAACCGACUUUGGGUUUUUCAGGAGGAUGUAGCCCCAAUAUACUUAAAGCGAAGUUCUUUUUCAUUCUUCGUUUACGGGUAAAACAAAGUUCAAAAUACGUGAGUAGCGAUAUACUGUAAUCAAACAUCUCAGGCCGUCCACACUGCUGAUAGCGACGGUUAGAUGAAUAUGAAAAAAUGUUGCGCGCUUUCCUCUCAGUAACAAAAUAAAUACAACAAAAUUGAGAAAAUAGCAAGGAUUUUUUUUUAAUAAAGCAUAAGAAAAGCAUCUGAUCAUGGCAAGGUGGAUAUGUUUGUUUGCACAAGCUCUAUAAUUCGGCACUCCAGUAAAGUCACGUCGCAUUUAUAUUAUAACACUUUAUAAAAUAGAUUGCUUAAAAUCAAGCAGCUUUAACAUAUUAAACACAAAAAACUAUGUCAGUCUUUCAUCAGAAGUACAACAUCGUUUUCUACUAUGAAGCAGCUCUCCAGUGUUCAUGUUUUCACUCGCAAACGUCUGACUUCUACGGACUCAAGAGGAGAAACGAACUGGAAAAGAUUUUCCAAGUGAAAGAAGGCGGAGCCUUAGCGCACACCUACCUUACAUAAUAGCCACAUACCAAUGGUAGUAUUUCUUUUCCAGAAAGUUCGCUUUGGCAAGCUGUUUCGAACUUCCAAAAUGAGCUCCAAACGAACUUCGCUUCAGCCUGAUUUUGCUUGAAAUGACGUCACAUCAGUUCAUUCUUCGAUUUCGUAUGGAGUAUAUCAGGGCCUUAACAGUGGUAUUCAGAUAAGUAGCCUACAACAGAAAUUAAAUGCUCAAAUGUAAAAUAAGACUCCUGUAUACAUUAAAUAUAGACUAAUUCUUAUUUAAAACAGAAGUUAUUCAUUCAAGAGCAGUGAGUGAUUUUGUCUUUUCUUGUUUGAUUAACAUUAAUCACUGCAACAGUCAUUAAUGUUGGCUGCUGUCACUUUAAGAGCUGCACGGGUCCGGUACUGUUACACACACGUUUAAAACACCCUUUCUCAAAUGUUUUUAAAUGCAUUCACUUAAGACAUAACUGACUGUGUUUAUGAAGAUACUUAUCAAAACGGCAUUUCGACAUAUUUGUGUGUAGUAAGAUAUGUGACCAUUUAGGCGCUUAUCUGAAGCCAACAGUAUACUUCGCUUAUGCGCGUUCCGCCGCAUCUCUGAGCGUGCAUACAGGAGGCCACCUAGGGAUCAGAGUCUCUUUCACGGCCUAAUGCUCUUUUAAUAACACUGUUAAAUAUCGAGCAUGUCCUGCAGUUUAGCAACAGUAGACUGCAUUUUACAUCACUCGCUUAUUUGGCUGAUUUGGAUGUUAAGUUUGGCUUGGGGAGGAACGAAAGUGCUGGAUAGAAUGCGGCAGCAGCACAAUAAUUAUUUUACCUUGAUUAUCUUGUUUUCAUAAUCGCUGGAAACCGAAAUACAAAUGCAAUUAAUCGCACAGCCCUACUUCCUAGAAAGUCCAUGUUGUUUUCCAGCUGCAUUUCAUUUUUUUGUAUCACUCUGCUGACGUAGUCCAGAGUGAUCAUGAACCUGCCAUUUGGUAUUAUCCCUUUUCUUUUCUCUGUCUGUGAGCAGGAAUUGGCAGACACCCUGUACACAUUGUAUUCCAGCAAUCUGCUUUAUUUAGAGUCCUAGCCGUUGUUUUUCACAUUUCUUUCUAGAACAAUAACAAUACAUCUGGAAUGUAUUUUUUCUAAAGAUGCACAAUACGUUUCAAGUAUUCAGCUUCUCUGCAUUAGCAGGGCCUAGUGAGAUAAUUGUGUUGUCUUUCACAAUGAGUCAGAAGAUUUGGUAAUCAUCAUGAGCACAGCCUCUCAGCCACAAGUGUGCCUUCCAUUUCAACAACCUCAUCUUUAACGGAGCUUCAGACGAGUUCAGAAAGAUAUAAUACAUUUUAAGCCAAGUAUAUCGAGUGCUUUGGCAUCUUGGAUUCUGUAUAAUGUGCCCUCAAAAUCGUGUAAUGUAUUCGGUCACAUGGUACUGUAAAACGGUUUUGUAUGUGACUUGCUGUAUAUAUACUGUAGAAAACUGACUUUUUUUUAGAGGAAAUCUAUUUUUUAAAACUUGUAUAAACACUACAGACAGAAAAAGAAUCAAAAGGAAAACAAUUGAAUCAAAAAAAGACCUUUGACUCACCAAAGUGCAUCAAAGGGAACGGUUGGCAUUCGAAACUCCAAACAAGAACAUUGUGUAACAUGCUUCUAUGCCAAAGGAGAGAGGAGGGGGGAAAAAAAGAAAAAAAAAAACUUCUGAAUUUUACAAUCUAAAGGCCUCUCAGUGCUAUUUUCCUUUUCAAGCACCCUUUUCAAGUCUCAAAGGGCCCUGUUUUGAUAGUAGUGUUCCGUUCACAAUUAUUUAUUUGUUCUUUUGAAACUGUAAUGUUAUGUUUUUUGCCAGUGUAUUUUUGGUAAUAAAGAAUGUGAACAACA
Molecule: messenger RNA, 8752 nt
Organism: Megalobrama amblycephala (Wuchang bream)
Lineage: Eukaryota; Metazoa; Chordata; Actinopteri; Cypriniformes; Xenocyprididae
Gene: znf507
Product: zinc finger protein 507
Exons: 7
Coding region: 174-3170 (998 amino acids)
Biological process (GO): regulation of gene expression
Cellular component (GO): nucleus
Source: RefSeq, a predicted model, not a curated record